This is a messenger RNA of Amphiprion ocellaris (clown anemonefish), 3121 nucleotides long. It is a transcript of the gene ptdss1a, whose product is annotated as phosphatidylserine synthase 1a. NCBI's taxonomy places the organism in Eukaryota, Metazoa, Chordata, Actinopteri, Pomacentridae. The record is from RefSeq and is a predicted model, not a curated record. Gene Ontology annotation, biological process: phosphatidylserine biosynthetic process. The transcript is spliced from 13 exons. The coding region runs from base 200 to 1606 and encodes 468 amino acids. Gene Ontology annotation, molecular function: L-serine-phosphatidylethanolamine phosphatidyltransferase activity.
ACAAUUUCCCUAAAACUCGCUUCCCCCCCUCCUGUUUAACUCUCUGCUGCUUCCCUCUGCUGCUUGCUAGUUAUGUAACUUUAAACAUUUAUUCGGGACUGUUUCGGUGUGUUCUGGUCAGCGGUUGCUGCCAGGAGAUGGAUCACGUUCUCCUGUGAGAAGCUGCUGCUGCUGCUCUCCUGGCUGCCUGCGUCCCGCUAUGGCGUCCGUGUAUAGCGGGUCCCAUACCUUGAGCAAGGAUGAUGUGAACUACAGAAUGCAUUUCCGAAUGAUAAACGAGCAGCAGGUUGAAGAUAUCACCAUAGAGUUCUUCUACCGGCCGCACACCAUCACGCUGCUGACAUGCACCGUGCUCAGUCUCAUGUAUUUCGCGUUUACAAGAGAUGAUGGAAAUCCAGACAGUAACCUCUGGGUGGGGCUCAUUCUGGUCAUCUCCUUCUUCCUUGUCAUCAGUGUUUUGGCAUUUCCUAAUGGUCCAUUCACAAGACCUCAUCCAGCAAUAUGGCGAAUAGUUUUUGGUCUGAGUGUCCUCUACUUCCUGUUCCUGGUUUUCAUCAUCUUCCUCAACUGGCAGCAGGUGAAGCAACUCAUGUACUGGCUGGAUCCAAAUCUGCGCUAUGCCAAGAGGGAGGCAGACAUAAUGGAAUAUGCUGUGAACUGCCAUGUCAUCACUUGGGAGAGAAUCCUGAGCCAUUUUGACAUUUUCGCGUUCAGCCAUUUCUGGGGCUGGGGGAUGAAGGCCCUUCUCAUUCGAAGCUAUGGCCUAUGUUGGACCAUCAGUAUUACCUGGGAGCUUACUGAGCUUUUCUUCAUGCAUCUGUUGCCUAACUUUGCUGAGUGCUGGUGGGACCAAGUGAUUCUGGACAUUCUGCUGUGUAAUGGAGGGGGAAUCUGGCUUGGCAUGACUGUCUGCCGCUUUUUGGAGAUGAGGACCUACCACUGGGCCAGUAUUAAGGACAUCCACACCACCACGGGGAAGAUCAAGCGAGCCGUGCUGCAGUUCACUCCUGCGAGCUGGACUUACGUGCGCUGGCUUGACCCAAAGUCUUCCCUGCAGCGAGUCAUGGGCGUCUAUCUGUUCAUGAUCAUCUGGCAGCUAACAGAGUUGAACACAUUCUUCCUCAAACACAUUUUCAUUUUUCCCGCGAGCCACGCUCUGAGCUGGUGUCGAAUCCUGUUCGUUGGUAUCAUCACAGCUCCAACUGUCAGGCAGUAUUACGCGUACCUUACAGACACACAGUGCAAGAGAGUUGGGACCCAGUGCUGGGUGUUUGGGGCAAUAGCCUUUCUGGAGGCCUUGGCAUGUAUUAAGUUUGGACAGGACUUGUUCUCCAAAACACAGAUCCUCUACGUGAUCCUCUGGCUCUUGUGUUUGGCCUUCAUUACAUUCCUGUGUCUGUAUGGAAUGGUUUGGUAUGCAGAGACAUAUGGUCCAAGGGAAAAGAGCUUCUCAGAAUGCGAGGACAGUAAUUACACGGAGUUUGCUGACCACGUGUCCGAGGGAUUUAAAGGAGAGACAGAUGUGGACGGCGACAGCCCCACAGCCAGACGAAGAGGGAAGGGCUCAGGAAAGAGCAAAUCCAUUAACGGCCUGGACGGCCAGUAGGAACUGGUGCUGGAGGCUGUGCUGGGUGGCUCCUGAAUUCACUCCGAAGUGUGAAGGAUUACAGGUUGAGAAGGGAGGGGUGAAAGAUAAAGAAACAACCACUUCCGGCUGUAACUGAAGUCUAGAAAGGCCCCCCCUACAGCAGCGGGAGCGCAGACAACAGAGACUUAGGUGGAUGAAUGUGUCCACGCAGUGUUAUUAGAGCGCACGGUGGCUCAGACUGCAUAGACGCACACUAAAAACUCUGCGCUGUGGUUGUAAAAAAAAAAAAAAAAAAAAAGGAAAAAAAAGCUCCUAAACCACUGAUCACAGGUUUCUUUGUGUGUGAAAGAGAGUAAGGAAGAGUGGUAGUUUGCGUGAGUAUGUGUCUGGCAAUAAAAACUGCCUAUUGUAGGUGUGACUGCAUGAUCAUUGUAGCCGAAAAACUAUAAUUUACAAACAUUUAUCCUAUGAUACAGUAUCUUUAUUGGUGUACAGUUUUAACUCCAGUAUGUUGGUUCGACACAUUUCAAUGUUAAAAAGCCAUUAUGUACAAUUCAUCACUUUAAUUGGAGCCUCUAUGUUUAUAGCACAGAGAAGUCUUUUUUUUUUUUUUUAAUUUAACUAUCUGUCAUUGAUUGUCUAGUUACAUCCUAGAUGUUCACUGUUUGGUGUUUUUAACUUGAAUGUGGGCAUGACUUCGAUGCAGUACAGCUUUCGCUCGAUAGAAACAUUGACUGAGGUUUUUGUGUUUGACCUGUAACACAGCAAAGCACACAGUUGAAGCACUUUGCAGAAUGUUUUCUCUUGAAAAUACUGUACAUUUUUGUAAUGUUGCGAGUAUUUCGUGAAUCGUUGUGACCUUGAGUGAUUUUACUCUCCCCUGUCCAUCUGUGGCUGCUAUUAUUAUUAUUAUUGUUUUUUUUUUACUGUACUCAUAAGAGAGGGCAAUUAUUCAGAUUCCUGCAUGUGUCACCAGGUUCUCCAUGGUCCGUGUGUGCAGGUGGCUUUUCUUUUACCGUUCUUGUUGUUACUGCGUUUGCAUGGCUGUGUCAAAUCAAAUCUUUUAGUAGAAAAAAAGGGUUACAAGAGUAGUGAAACGAAUAUUGCACCACACAGCAGGACACCAGUAUUGUUAAGUUUCAGUCAUAGUAACAUUUUAAUUCACCCCAUGUGCCUGUUUGCAUGUCCUUUUUUUUUUUUAUCUCAGUUUGUAAUGAGACUAAAUUUGAGCUUUUUUGUGUUUGAUUCUUCUGGCCUUGAGUGCUUUAUCAAUGGUUUAUUUUCAUUUGCUCCGCCGGCAUCAUCUCAGUAUAAAUAUAUCCCUGAUAAUCGUUGACAAUCCAGACAUCGACCUCUGCGAAAAGGACCAGCCUCCAGUGCAGCAUUACACACUGUAAAUGGUACAUUGUCUCCGGAUUUAGAUGUCAUUUGACAAAAAACAAUUCAGCUAAAAAAAAAUAAAAACGACUUGUGCUGUUCUUUUUCACUGUGAAUUAAGGAAAUAUAUUAAAAAUGUUUUACAUUUCCUCUUAA